Molecule: messenger RNA, 1954 nt
Organism: Verticillium dahliae VdLs.17
Lineage: Eukaryota; Fungi; Ascomycota; Sordariomycetes; Glomerellales; Plectosphaerellaceae
Exons: 4
Coding region: 682-1914 (410 amino acids)
Source: RefSeq, a predicted model, not a curated record
AUUGUUGCGAGAAUGGCAAAAGCAAUCAUUGAUCAGUCAAAGCUUGGCUCGUAUUUGAGCGAAAGCAAGGUAGUCUUGUACGACGCGGUCUUUCACCUUAGGCAGCAGCAAAGGAAGCUGUGCCGCUUUGCUACAGACCGGGCCAGACGUUGGUGUGCGAUUUCUUGCACAGGGCGAAACCGCCAAGGCUGGCUGACCGGCCUGACGUGCAGCCCAUUCUUGUGUUUGGAAGAAGCAUCCACGGUCAAUCAUCAGUCACAGCCUCAGCAUCGACUCUUCUGUGUAUCACGCCACCAAACCUUUAUUGCCAGCUUCCGUCUUUGCUAGCAUCCGUGUAGCGCUGCCGUUCACCGAGCAGGCCGCACAGAGCUAUGGUUCUAGACACAGCCCAGGAUGCGCCACAGAGCCGUGUAUCUCGAUGGAACGUCCAGAGUGAGCAAUUUGGACUUGCAAGAGUCGCAAGUCGGCCUGCGACUCUGUUAGCCCACCUGCUACCAAUGUAUUGCCUGCUUCACCUCUGCAACAGUGCUGGCUGUGGAUAACUCACAACCAGCUUGGCGUGAGAUCUUGUGCCACGGGAUCGAGACGGAAGAGGGCUGCAAAGAUCUCAUCUCCCAGGUUUUAAAUGCAAAUAAUUGGUCCGCGAAUUUCUUCGGUUUGACCUCUUUGGUUGCGUUUUUCAUGAUGACCAGUGCUGUUAAACUCUAUGCUCUCUGUUGUGCGGUAUAUUACGGCUCCAAAGACAAUCUAAAAGCCACCCCUCGGAUGUACGCGCUAGCAUUCCAGUUUGAUUCUGGGGUCCAAACGCUGUCCCGCUUUUUGACGUCCUACCUUUCUCUGUACAUCGUGCGGUUCUUCGGCAUCCGUAUACCGCUACUCAUCUCUGCCAUGAUGACGGCUCUGGGAUGUGUGGCCUUGUGGCACCUGCCAUCGGACAAGUCAACCUGGAGAGAGAACAGCCCGUCCGGAAACCUUCAUGACACAUUUCAGACUAUCAAGACCAGGUUACCGAACCUCAAAGCCGGAUUUAUUCUGGUUGUCACCUUUUGCCUCUGCCCACUAUCAAUAGGAGGUGGGAACUUUGCCUUUGGAUUCAUGUCCUAUCGACUCUCAUUGCACGACGACCACGACAGACAUACCCGAGAAGCCAAGGUCGUUGGCUCCUUGGGGACGACAAUCGUAUCUCUAACGUCGAUUGCCUGGUUCAUGUACCAGGGUAAACAGGGUGCCAACAGUCUACUUUAUAACCUAGGCCUGACAAUCAUGAAUGUCUGCCUCGGCAUCGCGGGCGCCGCACUAUUCAUCGGCACAUCGUCAUUCAGAUCAUUGACAGCCGGAUACGCUCUCAUAGAGAUCGGCCGACAGUCCUUGACGCUCAUGAAGUCCGUUUUGGCCGCCUGGCUGGUACCCGUCGACCAGGAGGAAGAUGAGGGGCCACAAGGAGGUGAUACCAGGCCACUUCUCGAACCAAGAGAUUAUUUUCCAAAUUACGGAGCAAACGGCAAUACGGCAAGGCCUCAAAUCGCUGUGGAACAAGAUUCGGAGCCAUCGUCUUCUCCAAGUCUUCAUUCUAACAUCGCAAGCCACGAGGCAGAGGAAGAGCAAAUUGUUAUUCCCCAGCGCAAUACGGUGCGCGAACAGAAGCGACUUGUCGGCUUCGGCAUCGACGUGCUCCUCGAAGCCGUGCCCAAGCUUGGAAUAGGGCCCGCGAUGCAUAGUCUGCUACAGCUGCAGAAACAGGGCUCAUGGUGCUGGCCGUAUGUGUUCGUGGCUGCCUCCAGUACACUCGCACUUGUCUUUUUGCUAGCAGCUACAUGGUUCUCGUGGUUGGAAGUGGACGCUAGUGACAGUUCACCUGGCAAUGACUAUAGCGACUCCAGCGAAGCCACAGACCUACAGGAGGGAGAAAUCUAGACCACAGAUAAUUCCGCAAUGUCAAAGUGUUACGUGUUAU